ACUGCAAUAAUCACAGUCUAUUCAUGGGUUUAUAGCUAGAAUGUAACAACCAAUGGGCUGUGUCUGCAGGAAUAAUAUGAGACAACGUAUCCAAUAUCUCUGUCGCCACAGCAACAGCCUAUCAAUUACGUCUAUCCAGUGGUGGACUUUAGAAUGGGCUGGUGUGGACAGCAGCAGUUAGGGAAGGGAGUGACAUUACAGGAAGUUACACACAAAAAUCCGUCCAACAUGGCAAAGUUCCUUUCACAAAGUCAAAUAAAUGAAUUCAAGGAAUGUUUUUCUCUAUAUGACAAGAAACGCAAAGGGAAGAUCGAGGCAAAAGACUUGAUCACUGUUAUGCGAUGUCUGGGGACUAGUCCUACCUUCAAUGAGGUGGACCGACAUCUUCAGGUUCAUAAAAUAGAUAAGAAAGGAGAAUUAGACUUCUCCACCUUUCUGACCAUGAUACACAGACAGAUGCAGCAAGAGGACCCAAAGGCAGAAAUCCUGGAGGCCAUGCGCAUGACAGACAGACAAAAGAAAGGCUACAUCCUAGCCUCUGAACUACGAGCCAAACUUACAGGCCUCGGAGAGAAAUUAACAAACAAAGAAGUGGAUGACCUGUUUAAAGAAGCCAACGUUGGUCGCGAUGGACUCGUGCGUUAUGAAGAGUUUACCAGGAUGGUAACGCUUCCUCCCGUGGAUUACUGAGAAAUGAUGCAGAGUUCAUAGAAUGUACUGUGACAACGCAUUUUAAACAUCUUUAUAGACAAACUAAUGCAUUACUCUAGCUUAUGUUAUAUAUUUGCCUAUAUGCACCAACCACCUCUAUAACGGCAUCAAACUGUUAUGAGUGUUCUAAACCAGUUAACAUAGCAAACGCUGGGAAAUGAAUUUAUUUACAUACUACAUCGCUAGAUGGCAGUACAGUUUAGGUUUACUCAGGGAUUUAUGUUUGUCUUUUUCAUCCUGUUGGCAGUUUCUUCUACGGGUUUCAUUAUGUUCAUCAGCAGUAUAAUUACACUGAUUAAGCUUGUGUGCUAUGUUGCUAUCCUGCAUAUGACAUUAAUAAUUUAUAAACAAAGAUAAUAAACAAUAUCCAAACUAUU
This is a messenger RNA of Clupea harengus (Atlantic herring), 1088 nucleotides long. RefSeq names its product calmodulin like 4a (gene calml4a). Gene Ontology annotation, molecular function: calcium ion binding. Gene Ontology annotation, cellular component: myosin II complex. Lineage: Eukaryota; Metazoa; Chordata; Actinopteri; Clupeiformes; Clupeidae. The record is from RefSeq and is a predicted model, not a curated record.